GUACAGAAGUUUAACCUUGGCUUUCCCCUAUCAUGCUGAGUUUCCUACGACGUACGCUGGGGCGACGCUCCAUCCGGAAACAUGCAGAGAAAGCCAGGUUGCGCGAGGCUCAGCGCGCCACUACCCACAUCCGCGCGGGAGAAGCCAAGUCUUUCAUCACCUGUCGUGUAUCCUAUUGGAUGGAACAGAGCGUCAGUGUUGACCUGCCGAAAAAAGCCAAAGGUGAGGAGUUGUUUGAGCAGAUCAUGUACCAUCUGGAUAUUAUAGAGAAAGACUAUUUUGGACUGCGGUUCAUGGACUCUGCACAAGUGCUGCAUUGGCUUGAUGUGACAAAAAGUAUCAAAAAACAAGUCAAAAUUGGACCACCGUACUGCCUUCACAUGAGAGUCAAAUUCUACUCGUCAGAGCCAAACAAUUUGCAUGAAGAGCUCACUCGAUACCUUUUUGUAUUACAGUUGAAGCAAGACAUCCUCAGUGGCAAGCUAGAAUGUCCCUUUGAGACAACAGUGGAGCUAGCUGCCUUCUCUCUACAAGCUGAGCUAGGUGAUUGUGAGCCAAUUGAGCAUAACCUAGACCUGGUGUCAGAAUUUCGUUUCAUCCCCAACCAGACAGAGGAUGUAGAGCUGGCUAUCUACAACAUGUGGAAGGAGUGCAGAGGUCAAACACCAGCCCAAGCUGAAAUUAACUACCUGAAUAAAGCUAAGUGGCUAGAAAUGUACGGUGUGGACAUGCACAUGGUGAAGGCGAGAGAUGGUAAUGAAUACAGUCUGGGUUUAACGCCGACUGGAGUUCUGGUGUUUGAAGGACAAACAAAGAUUGGACUCUUCUUCUGGCCCAAAAUUACUCGUCUGGACUUCAAAAGAAGCAAACUGACUCUUGUGGUAGUGGAGGAUGAUGAACAGGGUAAAGAGCAGGAGCACACCUUUGUCUUCAGGAUGGAGCAUCCCAAGGCCUGUAAACACCUGUGGAAAUGUGCUGUUGAGCAUCAUGCUUUCUUCAGGCUGAGAGGGCCAGUACAGAAGAACUCUACACACUCUAGCUUCAUACGCAUGGGCUCACGUUUCAGAUACAGCGGAAAGACAGAAUACCAGACGACGAAAGCCAACAAAGCUCGGAGAUCCGCAUCCUUUGAGAGAAGGCCCAGUCGACGUUAUUCCAGAAGAACCAUGCAGAACAGAGGAACACUGAAUCCACAAGAGGUUCUUUCUUCAGGCAAUGGAGUCAGCUCUAGCAAAGACACUAAGUUUGCUCCCAGCAGAGGUGCCUGGUCAGGCAUACCUUUGGUCAGUCCGGUCGCUGCUGCUGCUGCUGCCUGUGGAGCUGUGGAAAUUGAGACUCUGCCCAGGAGUCCUGGUGGAGACAAAAGGAGUCUGCCCAUGGCCACUGACCUGCUGGAGACAUGUAUUGAUGAUGUCCUCAAGGCUCCUGUUGUUCCCACUGCUACAGAUGAGGCAGGUCCAAACAAUGCCUUUUCGACUUCCACUGUCACUGAGGAUGAGGCACUCAGUCUCAUUGAAGCAGCAGCUCGUCUGAAGCAGUUGGAAUUGGAGAGCAGUUCACUCCUUCCUACACGAAAUAAUGUUAAUGUCAACAGGGCCAUGAACAAUCAGGACGAUGUGGUGAAGCUCCCAGAGAAAUGUGGUCUGAGCAGUGCAGGCAGUAGUCCAGUUGUGACUUCACUUCACACCCCAGAAAAUAUGAAGAGCAACAUCCUGAAAGCACAGGCUGAGGCUGUGGCUCUGAAAGGUUCUUUGGAUGAAUCUUUGGUCAUAAUUGGAGAAAAAAACUGUAAUGUGCAGGAGGCAUCUGCCAGGUUGAAGGUGCCCAGCGGGUGUUUGGACAGUAGCUCAUCUCUGUCUGUUGGGAGUCGCCAUGACAUGCAAGACUCCUGGGACCAGGUCAAACAAACCUCAUUGGUCUCAUCAGCUGGCUCCAGCGUCGAGGGGUUACCUGAAGAGUCCAGCUGUGUUCCCAAGAUUUCUUCUGAGUGUGAACCUGUGGCACCAAAGCCUAAAGCAGAGGAGGCGGAGCUACAGAACCCCACCUUGAUGUCGGAGAACCUGAUAGACUUCACUGAUCCACUACCUGUGUUGCUGGCAGUACAGCAGCCCAAAGCUGCCAUCAUGCCUCAUUGGAUCAUUCCUGCUACUGCUCCUCCUGGUAUCUUCACUAAUGGCCUGCACGAACCUGACCCCACUGCUGAGGUUGCCCCUGUUGUGCCUGCAGAAGGAGAAGGAGCUCUCAUCCCAGCCGUCCCCCACCGCCCUCACACCCAUAACAUCAUCUCCACCAGCGCUGUGGGGCAUCAGCCAGCCUCAGACCAUGGAGUCAAACCCAGAGGUCUCCUGACCACUGAUCUCUGAGGAGUAGCCAAGAGCCAUCAUCGUUAUUGGCAUUCUCACCUCAUCACCUAAUCCAGCCAGGAGGGACCACAAGCACAGCAGCCACUGUAGUUUAAAUUUUAGUGCCAUUUUCGGCAUUUGUUCAUUUUGUAGAAUUGAGCACAAUUCGUGUUCUAAAGAAAAAUGGCCUGAAAUCCAAGUGGAGACACUUUGGAGGCUUUCAGCUAAAUAGGAAAAAUAAGGUGCAACGGGCAGCUCUUUGUAGCUGUUGUUGUUGUUAAGAUGGUACCUGUUUAGGAUCAUGUUCCCUAAUUAUUGACCUUGAUGUUUGCUGUCCGUUCAAUCCUGUUUGUGUGAGAUGAAGCUCAGGAAUCGUGUUUGUUGUCGCUC
Messenger RNA from Thalassophryne amazonica, 2732 nucleotides. RefSeq names its product erythrocyte membrane protein band 4.1 like 5 (gene epb41l5). Gene Ontology annotation, molecular function: cytoskeletal protein binding. Gene Ontology annotation, cellular component: cytoskeleton. The record is from RefSeq and is a predicted model, not a curated record. Lineage: Eukaryota; Metazoa; Chordata; Actinopteri; Batrachoidiformes; Batrachoididae.